Messenger RNA from Abrus precatorius (Indian licorice), 2112 nucleotides. Its product is annotated as calcium-dependent protein kinase 2-like. Gene Ontology annotation, biological process: protein autophosphorylation; intracellular signal transduction; peptidyl-serine phosphorylation. Gene Ontology annotation, cellular component: cytoplasm; nucleus. The transcript is spliced from 8 exons. The record is from RefSeq and is a predicted model, not a curated record. The coding region runs from base 300 to 1898 and encodes 532 amino acids. Lineage: Eukaryota; Viridiplantae; Streptophyta; Magnoliopsida; Fabales; Fabaceae. Gene Ontology annotation, molecular function: calmodulin binding; calcium-dependent protein serine/threonine kinase activity; calcium ion binding.
UCCUUUCCUUGAUCCUCUUUCUUUCAGAGUUCAGACUCUUUCCUUUAAAAAACGACAAACUUUCAUCCCUUCUGCAUCCAAGUGUUAUACUUUGGCUGCUUCUCCUUUCUCUCUUCACAUUUUAAUGCAUAUUCUUCCCUUGACCUCUCGUUUUUUCUGAUUCAAAGCUUUGUGGAAUAGUCAUCAAUUUGCAUAGCCUUCUUGAAUUCUCAUCUGGGUUCAUUCCUUUUUCAUGCUUUGAAUUAAUCACUUUCAAGUAGUCGUGUGAUACCUCGUAAAAAUCUCUUUUUUUUGUAAUCAUGGGUUGUUGUGUAAGUAAAAAAGGAUCAGAGCCAGAACACAUUGGUCACAGGCAUGGUGGUGUGCACGAUCACAAGACUCAUGAGAACCAAUCAAAUGUUCCUUCUCAUCAACCUUACAAAUUACCAGAGAAACAUGCUGCUGCAGCACCUCAAGCACCUUGGAAUCCCACUGUUCUUGCUCCAAGUCCAAAACCUGUUCUCAAAUCAGACACAAUUACUGGGAAACCUUUUGAGGAUGUUAGAAAGUUAUAUACACUUGGGAAGGAAUUGGGUAGAGGCCAAUUUGGAGUGACUUAUCUUUGUACUGAGAAUUCAACUGGCUUGCAAUAUGCUUGCAAGUCCAUUUCAAAGAGGAAGCUUGUUAGCAAAUCUGAUAGGGAGGACAUAAAGAGGGAGAUUCAAAUUAUGCAGCAUUUGAGUGGACAACCUAACAUUGUGGAGUUCAAAGGUGCUUAUGAAGAUAAGCACUCAGUUCAUGUUGUUAUGGAGCUGUGUGCGGGUGGUGAACUUUUUGAUAGGAUUAUUGCCAAGGGACACUAUAGUGAAAGAGCUGCAGCUUCAAUAUGUAGACAAAUUGUUAAUGUUGUUCACAUUUGUCAUUUCAUGGGGGUGAUGCAUAGGGAUUUGAAGCCAGAGAAUUUCUUGUUAUCUAGUAAGGAUGAAAAGGCACUUCUCAAGGCCACAGAUUUUGGCUUGUCAGUCUUCAUUGAAGAAGGAAAGGUGUAUCGAGAGAUAGUUGGCAGUGCUUACUAUGUUGCUCCGGAAGUUCUAGGUCGUAGCUAUGGGAAGGAAAUAGAUAUAUGGAGUGCAGGAGUUAUAUUAUAUAUCUUACUUAGUGGUGUACCUCCAUUCUGGGCAGAGACCGAAAAAGGAAUAUUUAAUGCCAUAUUGCAAGGUCAUAUUGAUUUUGAAAGUCAUCCAUGGCCAAGCAUAUCAAACAGUGCUAAGGACCUUGUUCGCAAGAUGCUUAUAAAGGAUCCAAAGAAACGCAUUACUUCUGCUCAGGUUCUAGAGCACCCAUGGCUUAAAGAAGGUGGAAAUGCUUCUGACAAACCAAUAGACAGUGCAGUGCUUUCCAGAAUGAAGCAAUUCAGAGCAAUGAAUAAACUAAAAAAACUUGCCCUCAAGGUCAUUGCUGAAAAUCUUUCUGAAGAAGAGAUCCAAGGUUUGAAGGCAAUGUUUACAAAUAUGGACACUGACAAAAGUGGUACAAUCACCUAUGAGGAACUGAAGGCAGGAUUGCAAAGACUUGGCUCAAAGCUUACUGAAGCUGAAGUGAAGCAGCUUAUGGAAGCCGCUGAUGUAGAUGGAAAUGGCACAAUUGACUACAUAGAAUUCAUCACUGCUACAAUGCAUAGAUACAGGUUGGAAAGAGAUGAGCAUCUUUACAAGGCCUUCCAAUAUUUUGAUAAAGAUGGAAGCGGGUAUAUUACAAAAGAUGAAUUGGAAACAGCCAUGAAGGAGUAUGGGAUGGGUGAUGAAGCUACAAUCAAGGAGAUUAUAUCUGAAGUUGACACAGAUAAUGAUGGUAGAAUCAACUAUGAAGAAUUUUGUACAAUGAUGAGGAGUGGAACCCAACAAGGCAAACUAUUCUAGAUCACAUUAUGUCACUCGAUUGAGUGUCAUGUAAAGCUUAUGUAGUUUAUAUUUAUUCGAGUUUAAUGCUCCGCGUGACUAGUUGUCAACUCUUAUAUUUCUUUUUCACUUUAAAGUCUAUUUUUGAGUUCACUUGUAAUUUAUUUUGAACACUAAUGAAUAAGGGACUCACCUAGGAAGGUGCUUUUCUAAGUUAUAUUAAGUCAUUUUUUCG